Aptenodytes forsteri (emperor penguin) is the source of this 13270-nucleotide messenger RNA. It is a transcript of the gene NF1, whose product is annotated as neurofibromin 1. Gene Ontology annotation, biological process: regulation of GTPase activity. The transcript has 57 exons. The record is from RefSeq and is a predicted model, not a curated record. Lineage: Eukaryota; Metazoa; Chordata; Aves; Sphenisciformes; Spheniscidae. The coding region runs from base 140 to 8440 and encodes 2766 amino acids.
UCCAAUAAAGGCUGGCCAGCAGAAUACCCACACCAAAGUCAGUACGGAGCACAACAAGGAAUGUCUCAUAAACAUUUCCAAGUACAAGUUUUCCCUGGUCAUCAGUGGUCUCACUAAUAUCUUAAAAAAUGUUAAUAACAUGAGAAUAUUUGGAGAAACUGCUGAAAAGAAUUUAUAUCUAUCUCAGCUGAUUAUCUUGGAUACACUGGAAAAAUGUCUGGCAGGGCAACCAAAGGAUACCAUGCGACUAGACGAGACUAUGCUGGUAAAACAGUUGCUGCCAGAAAUCUGCCACUUCAUCCACACUUACCGUGAAGGGAACCAGCAUGCAGCUGAACUACGAAAUUCUGCCUCUGGGGUUCUUUUUUCUCUUAGCUGCAAUAACUUUAAUGCUGUGUUCAGCCGCAUUUCCACCAGAUUACAGGAACUGACUGUUUGUUCAGAAGAUAAUGCUGAUGUUCAUGAUAUUGAACUUUUACAGUACAUCAGUGUGGAUUGUUCAAAACUAAAACGACUCUUGCAAGAGACUGUAUUCAAGUUUAAAGCCCUUAAGAAAGUAGCUCAGUUAGCAGUUAUCAACAGUGUUGAAAAGGCAUUUUGGAACUGGGUGGAAAACUAUCCUGAUGAAUUCACAAAGCUGUAUCAAACACCACAGACUGAUAUGGCUGAUUGUGCAGAGAAGUUGUUUGACUUAGUGGAUGGCUUUGCUGAAAGCACAAAACGUAAAGCAGCAGUUUGGCCACUGCAAAUCAUACUCCUGGUCCUGUGUCCAGAGAUAAUCCAAGAUAUAGCAAAGGAUGUGGUAGAAGAAACUAAAAUGAACAAGAAACUGUUCCUGGACAAUCUCAGGAAGGCACUUGCAGGCCACAGUGGGAGCAGACAGCUGACUGAAAGUGCUGCUAUUGCUUGUGUUAAACUGUGCAAAGCAUCUACCUACAUCAACUGGGAAGAUAAUUCUGUCAUUUUCCUACUAGUGCAGUCCAUGGUAGUAGAUCUUAAGAAUUUGCUGUUUAAUCCAAGCAAACCUUUUUCAAGAGGCAAUCAAAAUGCAGAUGUAGACCUUAUGAUUGACUGCUUAGUUUCCUGCUUCCGCAUAAACCCUCAUAAUAACCAACACUUUAAGAUCUGCUUGGCACAGAAUUCCCCAUCAACAUUUCAUUAUGUACUGGUAAAUUCGCUCCACCGAAUAAUCACAAAUUCUGCGUUGGACUGGUGGCCUAAGAUCGAUGCUGUGUACUGCCAUUCCAUGGAGCUUCGCAGCAUGUUCAGUGAGACACUUCAUAAAGCUAUUCAAGGCUGUGGAUCACAUCCAGCAGUUCGCAUGACUCCAAGUCUUACAUUUAAGGAGAAAAUGACAAGCCUUAAAUUUAAAGAAAAACCUACUGAUUUGGAAACCAGAAGCUACAAGUUCUUGCUGUUGUCCUUGGUAAAACUGAUCCAUGCUGAUCCAAAGCUUUUGCUGUGUAAUCCAAGGAAGCAAGGGCCUGAGACGCAAGGUAGCACGGCUGAAUUAAUUACAGGCCUUGUACAACUUGUUCCGCAAUCCAGCAUGCCAGAUAUAGCACAAGAAGCCAUGGAGGCCUUGCUAGUUCUUCACCAGUUAGACAGCAUUGACUUGUGGAAUCCUGAUGCACCUAUAGAAACAUUCUGGGAAAUUAGUUCACAAAUGCUUUUUUGUAUCUGCAAGAAACUAACUAGUCAUCAGAUGCUCAGCAGUACAGAAAUCCUCAAGUGGCUGCGAGAGAUUCUCAUCUGUAGGAAUAAAUUUCUUCUAAAAAACAAACAAUCGGAUAGGAGUUCCUGCCACUUUCUCUUCCUUUAUGAUGUCUCUGGAGGUGGAACUAGUCAAAUUUCUCUUGACCAUGAAGAGAUGAUACGCUGUGCUCCAGGAGCUACCCUCAGGAAAGGGAAAGGGAAUUCUUCCAUGGAAAGUACAGCAGGAUGCAGCGGAACACCGAUUUGUCGCCAAGCCCAAACAAAAUUGGAAGUCGCCUUAUACAUGUUUUUGUGGAGCCCGGAUAUUGAGGCAGUCCUUGUUGCAAUGUCCUGUUUCCGUCACCUCUGUGAGGAAGCAGAUAUCAGAUGUGGAGUAGAUGAAGUCUCAGUGCAUAAUUUUUUGCCAAACUACAAUACUUUCAUGGAGUUUGCAUCUGUUAGCAAUAUGAUGUCAACAGGAAGAGCAGCUCUUCAGAAAAGAGUGAUGGCGUUACUAAGACGCAUUGAACAUCCAACUGCAGGGAACACAGAGGCCUGGGAGGAUACACAUGCAAAAUGGGAACAAGCUACAAAACUAAUCCUUAACUAUCCAAAGACCAAAAUGGAAGAUGGGCAGGUUACUGAAAGUCUUCAUAAGACAAUUGUUAAGAGACGAAUGUCGCAUGUUAGUGGGGGAGGCUCCAUAGACUUGUCUGACACAGAUUCUCUUCAGGAGUGGAUCAACAUGACGGGGUUCUUAUGUGCCCUUGGAGGAGUGUGCCUACAGCAUCGUAGCAAUGCAGGAUUAGCAACCUACAGUCCACCUAUGGGCCCUGUCAAUGAGCGUAAGGGCUCCAUGAUAUCUAUGGUGUCCACUGAGGGAAAUGCAGAGACUCCUGUUAGCAAAUUCAUUGAUCGAUUAUUGACUCUGAUGGUCUGUAACCAUGAGAAAGUGGGACUUCAGAUACGGACUAAUAUUAAAGAUCUGGUGGGUUUGGAGUUGAGUCCAGCACUUUAUCCAAUGCUGUUUAACAAACUGAAGAAUACCAUCAGCAAAUUUUUUGAUUCUCAAGGACAGGUUUUGUUAACUGAGACCAACACACAAUUUGUAGAGCAAACCAUUGCUAUAAUGAAGAAUUUGCUUGACAAUCAUACAGAAGGGAGCUCAGAACAUCUUGGACAAGCUAGUAUUGAGACAAUGAUGCUAAAUCUGGUUAGGUAUGUGCGUGUGCUUGGAAAUUUGGUACAUGCAAUUCAAAUAAAAACUAAGCUGUGUCAGUUAGUAGAAGUAAUGAUGGAGAGGAGAGAUGACCUUUCCUUUUGCCAAGAAAUGAAAUUUAGGAACAAAAUGGUGGAAUAUUUGACAGACUGGGUUAUGGGAACAUCUAAUCAAGCAACAGAUGAGGAUGUGAAAUGCUUGACAAGAGAUUUGGACCAAGCGAGUAUGGAAGCAGUGGUCUCUCUUCUUGCUGGGCUUCCACUACAGCCUGAAGAAGGAGAUGGCGUUGAGCUGAUGGAAGCAAAAUCUCAGUUAUUUCUUAAAUAUUUCACGCUGUUUAUGAACCUUCUAAAUGACUGUAGUGAAGUUGAAGAUGAAAGUGCACAAACAGGUGGCAGGAAACGUGGAAUGUCUCGAAGACUGGCUUCGCUACGGCACUGCACUGUUCUUGCUAUGUCAAAUUUGCUCAAUGCGAAUGUGGACAGUGGUCUUAUGCACUCAAUAGGCUUGGGCUAUCAUAAAGACCUCCAAACAAGAGCUACGUUUAUGGAAGUCCUCACCAAAAUUCUGCAGCAGGGAACAGAAUUUGAUACGUUAGCAGAAACAGUGCUAGCAGAUCGGUUUGAGAGAUUGGUGGAGUUGGUUACAAUGAUGGGUGAUCAGGGGGAGCUUCCUAUUGCUAUGGCUUUAGCCAAUGUGGUGCCUUGUUCUCAGUGGGAUGAGCUAGCUCGUGUCCUGGUCACACUCUUUGAUUCCCGGCACUUGCUCUACCAGCUACUCUGGAAUAUGUUUUCAAAGGAAGUUGAACUAGCAGAUUCCAUGCAGACACUCUUCCGAGGAAACAGCUUAGCCAGUAAAAUAAUGACUUUCUGUUUUAAGGUAUAUGGUGCUACAUAUUUGCAGAAGCUUUUGGAACCUUUAUUAAGGACUGUGAUCACAUCCUCUGAAUGGCAGCAUGUUAGCUUUGAGGUGGAUCCAACAAGGCUGGAGCCUACAGAAAGCCUUGAAGAGAACCAGCGGAGUCUUUUGCAAAUGACAGAAAAAUUUUUUCAUGCAAUCAUUAAUUCUUCUUCGGAGUUCCCACCACAACUUCGCAGUGUGUGCCAUUGUUUAUACCAGGCAACUUGCCACUCUCUACUGAAUAAAGCUACCGUAAAAGAAAAAAAGGAAAACAAAAAAUCAGUUGUUAGUCAGCGAUUUCCUCAGAACAGCAUUGGAGCAGUUGGAAGUGCGAUGUUCCUUCGGUUCAUCAAUCCUGCGAUCGUCUCCCCUUACGAGGCAGGGAUUUUAGAUAAAAAGCCUCCACCAAGAAUUGAAAGGGGAUUGAAACUCAUGUCAAAGAUACUUCAGAGUAUUGCCAACCAUGUCCUGUUUACAAAAGAAGAACAUAUGCGGCCUUUCAAUGAUUUUGUAAAAAGCAAUUUUGAUGCAGCACGAAGGUUUUUCCUUGAUAUUGCAUCUGAUUGCCCAGCUAGCGACACUGUCAAUCACAGCCUGUCUUUCAUCAGUGAUGGCAAUGUACUUGCUUUGCACCGGUUGCUGUGGAACAAUCAGGAAAAAAUUGGCCAGUACCUUUCCAGCAACAGGGACCACAAGGCUGUUGGAAGACGACCUUUUGACAAGAUGGCUACUCUUCUUGCCUAUCUGGGUCCUCCUGAGCACAAACCUGUGGCAGAUACGCAUUGGUCCAGUUUAAAUCUCACUAGUUCCAAAUUUGAAGAAUUUAUGACAAGGCAUCAGGUACAUGAAAAAGAGGAGUUCAAAGCACUGAAAACAUUAAAUAUUUUCUACCAAGCUGGGACAUCAAAAGCUGGCAAUCCUGUUUUCUACUACAUUGCUCGGCGAUUCAAGACCGGUCAGAUCAACGGAGAUUUAUUGAUAUACCACGUACUGCUAACUCUGAAGCCAUACUAUGCAAAGCCAUAUGAAAUUGUAGUGGACCUCACACACGCUGGCCCCAGUAAUCGCUUUAAAACAGACUUUCUUUCUAAAUGGUUUGUAGUUUUUCCGGGCUUUGCUUAUGAAAAUGUCUCAGCAGUUUUUAUUUAUAACUGUAACUCGUGGGUCAGAGAAUACACCAAAUACCAUGAAAGGCUCUUGACAGGUUUGAAAGGAAGCAAAAGGCUUAUUUUCAUAGACUCUCCAGGGAAACUGGCAGAGCACAUCGAACAUGACCAGCAGAAACUCCCAGCAGCUACCUUGGCUUUGGAGGAGGACUUGAAAGUGUUUCACAAUGCUCUCAAACUGGCUCAUAAAGACACCAAAGUUUCUAUUAAAGUUGGGUCGACAGCUGUGCAGGUGACGUCAGCGGAACGAACAAGAGUCCUGGGACAAACAGUGUUUUUAAAUGAUAUAUACUAUGCCUCUGAAAUUGAGGAAAUAUGUCUUGUUGAUGAGAACCAGUUUACCUUAACCAUUGCCAAUCAAGGCACACCACUCACCUUCAUGCAUCAGGAGUGUGAAGCCAUCGUUAGGUCCAUCAUUCAUAUACGGACACGGUGGGAGCUGUCACAACCAGACUCCAUCCCACAGCAUACUAAAAUUCGUCCUAAGGAUGUCCCUGGAACACUACUGAACAUAGCACUGCUCAACCUGGGAAGCUCGGACCCCAGUUUGCGGUCUGCUGCCUAUAAUCUUCUAUGUGCCUUAACCUGUACCUUUAAUUUAAAGAUUGAGGGCCAGUUACUGGAAACUUCAGGUCUGUGUAUUCCUGCCAACAACACACUAUUUAUUGUAUCUAUUAGUAAGACUCUUGCAGCUAACGAACCACACCUUACCUUAGAGUUCUUGGAAGAGUGUAUUUCUGGAUUUAGCAAAUCUAGUAUUGAACUGAAACAUCUUUGUCUGGAGUAUAUGACUCCCUGGCUGUCCAAUCUGGUCCGAUUCUGUAAACACAAUGAUGAUGCUAAGCGCCAGCGAGUCACUGCUAUUCUUGAUAAGCUUAUAACAAUGACAAUAAAUGAAAAACAGAUGUAUCCUUCCAUUCAAGCUAAGAUAUGGGGAAGUCUUGGACAGAUAACAGAUCUCCUUGAUGUAGUGCUGGACAGUUUCAUCAAAACGAGUGCCACAGGGGGCUUAGGGUCUAUAAAAGCUGAGGUUAUGGCAGACACAGCUGUAGCGCUUGCUUCUGGAAAUGUAAAACUGGUUUCAAGCAAAGUGAUUGGAAGGAUGUGUAAAAUAAUUGACAAGACUUGUCUGUCUCCAACUCCUACACUGGAACAGCACCUGAUGUGGGAUGAUAUUGCUAUUCUAGCACGUUACAUGCUGAUGCUCUCCUUUAACAAUUCUCUGGAUGUGGCAGCACAUCUCCCCUACCUCUUUCAUGUAGUUACUUUAUUGGUGGCCACUGGUCCCCUUUCUCUCAGAGCUUCCACUCAUGGUCUCGUCAUCAACAUCAUUCAUUCUCUUUGCACUUGUUCACAGCUUCAUUUUAGUGAGGAGACCAAGCAAGUUUUAAGGCUGAGCUUGACGGAGUUCUCUCUGCCCAAAUUUUAUUUGCUGUUUGGAAUCAGCAAAGUGAAAUCAGCCGCGGUCAUAGCGUUCCGAUCCAGCUAUCGAGACAGGUCGUUUUCACCUGGUUCCUAUGAAAGGGAGACUUUCGCACUGACUUCGUUGGAAACUGUUACUGAAGCUUUGUUGGAGAUCAUGGAGGCUUGUAUGAGGGAUAUUCCAACAUGCAAGUGGCUGGACCAGUGGACUGAACUAGCUCAAAAGUUUGCAUUCCAAUAUAACCCAUCCCUGCAGCCAAGAGCACUUGUUGUCUUUGGCUGUAUAAGUAAACGUGUGUCUCAUGGACAAAUAAAACAAAUAAUCCGAAUUCUUAGCAAGGGACUUGAGAGCUGUUUAAAAGGCCCUGAUAAUUACAAUAGCCAAGUUCUAAUAGAAGCUACAGUUAUAGCACUCACCAAGCUGCAGCCUCUUCUUAAUAAGGACUCUCCUAUGCACAAGGCCCUCUUUUGGGUAGCUAUGGCAGUACUGCAGCUAGACGAAGUAAACUUGUACUCAGCAGGUACAGCACUACUUGAACAGAAUCUGCAUACCUUGGAUAGCCUUCGAGUAUUCAAUGAUAAGAGCCCAGAAGAGGUGUUUAUGGAGAUCAGGAGGCCACUCGAAUGGCACUGCAAGCAGAUGGAUCAUUUUGUUGGGCUAAAUUUCAACUCCAACUUUAACUUCGCACUAGUGGGACACCUCCUGAAAGGGUACAGGCAUCCUUCACCUACCACUGUAGCAAGAACAGUAAGGAUUUUACAUACACUACUAGCUCUGGUUAACAAACAUAGGAACUGUGACAAGUUUGAGGUGAACACCCAGAGUGUGGCUUACCUAGCAGCUUUGCUGACAGUAUCUGAGGAAGUUCGAAGUCGCUGCAGUCUAAAACAUAGGAAGUCUCUCUUAUUGACAGAUGUUUCAAUGGAAAAUGUUCCUAUGGAUACAUAUCCCAUACAUCACAGUGACACUAGCUAUAGGACACUAAAGGAAAAUCAACCAUGGUCAUCACCAAAGGGGUCAGACAGACAUCUGGCUGCCAGUUACCCGACAGUGGGACAGAUAAGCCCUCGAACACGAAAAUCCAUGAGUUUGGAUAUGGGGCAGCCUUCACAAGCGAACACUAAAAAGCUUCUAGGUACAAGGAAAAGUUUUGACCAUUUGAUAUCGGACACAAAGGCUCCUAAAAGGCAAGACAUGGAAUCUGGAAUCACAACGCCUCCCAAAAUGAGGAGAGUAGCCGAAAAUGAUUAUGAAAUGGAAACCCAGAGAAUAUCACCGCAGCAACACCCACAUCUUCGAAAAGUUUCUGUUUCUGAGUCGAAUGUCCUCCUAGAUGAAGAAGUUCUGACUGACCCAAAAAUUCAGGCACUGCUGCUUACAGUUCUUGCAACGUUAGUGAAGUACACUACUGAUGAGUUUGACCAGCGGAUUCUGUAUGAGUAUUUAGCAGAAGCCAGUGUUGUCUUCCCAAAGGUCUUUCCUGUUGUGCAUAAUUUAUUGGAUUCCAAGAUCAAUACCCUUUUAUCGCUGUGCCAGGAUCCAAAUUUGUUGAAUCCAAUUCAUGGGAUUGUUCAGAGUGUUGUCUACCAUGAAGAGUCUCCACCCCAAUACCAAACUUCUUAUCUACAGAGUUUUGGAUUUAAUGGGUUAUGGAGGUUUGCUGGCCCAUUUUCUAAGCAAACACAAAUCCCAGACUAUGCUGAGCUCAUAGUGAAGUUUCUUGAUGCCUUGAUUGACACGUAUUUGCCUGGAAUUGAUGAAGAAACCAGUGAAGAAUCUCUCCUGACACCCACAUCUCCAUAUCCUCCCGCAGUGCAGAGCCAACUUAGCAUUACUGCUAACCUUAACCUUUCCAAUUCCAUGACCUCGCUCGCAACUUCCCAGCACUCCCCAGGGAUCGACAAGGAGAACGUGGAGCUCUCGCCCACCGCCGGACACUCCAACAGUGGGAGGAUGCGCCACGGCUCCGCAAGCCAAGUGCAAAAGCAGCGAAGUGCUGGCAGUUUCAAACGUCACAGCAUCAAAAAGAUUGUGUGACUAUUUCUUUUUAGGUUUGGGGUUUUUUUUGGGAAACUGACUGACACACGCGGGCCUCUCGCAAAGGGCACUCCACCGGUUGUGAUGCUGCACUUAAUUUUUAAAGUUCCCAUCCUGUCAGCCGUGUUGCCAGAUGAUCAACUCUUGAAACAUUGCCUGAAUUUUAAUGCCUUCAUUUCUUUUCUUGUUUUUGAUUUAAGCCAGUGUUUCAGAACCGCUCCUACAGAUCCUGACGGACCUUGUAGCCGAAGGAGGUGUGGAGUUCUUUAACACUGCGGAACGGUCUCUUGUCCAAAUACGAAAGCCAUUUCCCAUAGACAGUUCUACCUUGCUUCUGUUACCUGCCUUGUUUGUUUCUUCUCUAAAGGAAAGUGUUAAUCCUUAAUCCUGUUUGCACACUUUUCAAGGUAGUGGCUUUAUGAGCCGGGGGAAGUUACUAUAAUCCUGGUUUUAAUUCAAACCUGUAAGAUUUUUAGCUGUGGACUUUUUUUUACCAUACUUAAAAGAACUUACGAUAGCUGCAGUACAAUGAGCUUAACCAGAAGUGGUGGGUUAGAUUAAAUUUAUAGUAAUUAGCAAUAAAUUUGAGAAGACAAGGAGGCUGCAUGAGUCUCUUUCAUUCCCCAGACCAUAGCUUCACAUACUUGGACUGUAUAUGGACCAGACUGGACAAACUGGCUUUUUUCCAAAGCAAAUUUUUUUUUGCUGUACUUUAACUGCACUAAAAAAGGUUGUAUAGUGGAAAGAAAAUCGUCGAGAACUGACUAUUAUGCUGUCAUGGGAGCAGCGUUGAAAAUCUAUUGGUUCUUUUUUCCAUUUAGCGUAUACUUUAGUUUUGCCCUUCCCAACAAUAUGCACCUUCGAGAAAUUCCUGGCAGAAUAACCAGUGGGGUAUGGAGGGGAAAAUUGAAUGAAUUAACUUCCAGCUCUGGGAGGUGGUGUUUGGCAAAGCUGCUUUUGUGCUGCCCAAGCAGUGAUAGAAAAACAGCAAUGUUUGCUUAAGGUACAUGAGUUGAACAUAACUGACACUGUGUCAAAUCCAGGUUACGUUUGAAUGUUUGCAGUGCAAUUCCUGGUAUCAGUACAGACACCUGCAGUCAAACCCGUCUUGCAGAACUUCCAAGGGGUUUCAGUUUGCAAGGGUUCGUACUUGGGGGUUACACAAAACUGAAGUUGCUGUCACUGUGAAAGACUUGUCAGCUACAGUCGUGCAUCCGCGAUGGACGACUGUGAGAACAUGCUGCUAUGUUGAUGACGUGUAAAGGUGCGGCGCUGGGUGCUGCCGAUGCUGCCUGCACGGACUGAAAACGUGCAGAGCGCUUGAUCUCGGAGGCGAGCAGAAGUUCUGACAAAAGGGCCUCUCAUCUGGGUGCUCACUGGAGGGCUGAGCAGGUCUCCUGCUGAAGAACAGUCAAACUUCCCAGGGGUUUCAGAUCCCUGUUGUAUGUUAGAAAUUAACAAUCUCUAAGUGGCUUUAAAGGAAAAAAAGUGUAUCCACUAUAUAAAAUGAAAUCCUCUAGUGCAAUUUUGUUAGUGGCUUUCAGUAAAUCAAACUCCACAGCUAAAUUAUUAGAGAAUGGUACAAGUAAGUGUUCAGAUUUUAUUGAUAUAGCACAUAAUUCACAUGUAUCCACACAGUAACAAUGUAACAUUUAUGUAAAUAAAAAUACCUUUAUUGUAUUGAUUCAUAAAAUAACAAUUUAAUUUCUUUAAUUUGUUUACAGUCCUGGAAAAACUAUGAACACAAACGUAAUAUGCAAAUAGUUUGCCAAAACAAGGGGAAAACUUAGAAUUCGCAGUCUUGAAAUAGAUACGUUGGAAAAUACGAAGACUCAUGGAAUUAACCAGUUUUUUUAAUUCUUGGUCGUGUAGGAGCUGCAGUAGAAAUGUGGUUACUGAGCUGAUGCAGAACUGUGAAAGGGAUCGUGAGGCUAGAACUGCAUGCAGGGGUAGAGCAGUGACUCGUGCCGUGUCCUGCGCCGCUACGCAUGCAACACGUUGGGAGUCACCGAUUUAAAAACCGUUCUCAUCUCAUACAUCAAAUUGCCAAUAGCCGCCUUCAGCAUCGCUGCCAGUUUGCACGUGGUUGUACUGAAUCAAGCGAAGUCCAGCCCUUUCCGUUUUGCUGAAGACAAUGAAUUGUGGAAGCCUGAGCAUUUGUAGUUAGGAGGAAAAAAGAAUCUCUUGUAAAGGUAAUUUGCUGUUAGAAAAAUACAGCUUUCAGUUGUUUCUCCUACGAGCAGAUUUUCUUUAAACAGAAAUAGUAAUUCCAGAUGAACUACCAAAUUGGUUUUGUUUGGAUUGGGUGCAUUUGAGAGCAGCUUUUUCAAUAUUUUGCAUUGCCUAUAUAAAAAAAAAAAGUGUCCCUCAAUUAGAAUUAAUGCAUUCUUUGAAAUACAUACAAUGCGAAAUCAAAAUGGACAGCAAUUAAAAUUACCUUUCAUCUGAGAACUAGAACUACUCCAGGCUCUCAGUCCCAGCUGAAAAAACCUGCUAUCUUCAUAAAGUAAGUCAACAAAAUUUAAUUUAUUCUAUUUCCUGGAAGGAGGGGGCAUCAUUUAAUGUUUUCACUGCAUGGUUCAGUGAGAGGACCUGAACUUUCUUAGAGCAGGGGUGUCAAACAUGUUAGGUCAUGGGGGCUGAAUUUGGGUGUAAUUACAGUCGAUGGCCAAAGUUUAAUUUGGAAUCACGUGUGCCCCGAUACACAGGAAAGUCAUCCCCCAGUACCAGUAGCUGGGAAGCUUGUGCUUAGAUCAAGGGGAAGACAUGGCCUUUCUUCAACGAUUAAACUUCUGUUAGUAAUGAGCUGUUCAGUGCCUUACUGUCACGUUCAUCACCUAGCCUGCUCCCUGUAACGGCCAUUGCUGCUGUUUUGCCUUUCUGUUUUCUUUCUCACAUCCUCCUUUAUUUGUUCUCUUCUCCCGUUUUGAAUAUUCUCCAUCCUGCUCCGUUUCGUUCCUGUGAGCACCACUCAGUUCCCAGCCCAGCCUGCUCCUGUUCUCUCCUCAUCCUGUUACUCUGUUUAUGCUCGUAGUGAUCAGCAGGUGGUUGCUGGUGACGAUGUGGGCUUGAAACUUGAUCUAGCGAGUGGGAGACAGAUCUAAGAGUUCCGACCUUCGCAUCGCUGUUUCAGGCAGCCUGCAGACGCGGGCAGUCACUGCUGCGUGGGCUACUGCAGCCGUGGAGUCUGCGCACUUUGAAAUGAAAACUUAGAUUCAGAAAAAUCUGGUUUUAACAUGCGGACCAUGUAACUACAUCGUGGGGACUGUAUGUUUGACACCCCUGUUUUAGAACACGUUAUCCAUUACGCACUAACUACAGUUAAGUACUGUAAAGAUGAUUAACAUUUUGUUUGUGUUUGUAUUUUCCCCGACUUAAAGAUAAUUCAGUAGUAUUUGAGUAGUGCAUAACCUACCUGUUAAUUAUGCCAAUGUUUCUGCUUUAAUGUGCAUGAGGUUUCCAAGAACAGGAAACAUUUCAAUUAAGUUUUGUGGACUGAGCACCUGGGAGCGUCCCGGUGCUCUAUUCCUAACUGGGUUGUAGGUUUUAGGGCUUUUUCUGUUUCAUUCUAAGGUUAAUUUUUUUCAAAUGUAAUGAAGCACGUCUUAUUGUUAUGCAACAAACUUACCACAGAAAGUCACUUUUCGUGUUGGUCCCACAAUUUUUUUUUAAUGCCGUAUAUUCACCUGUAAAUAGUUUUUGUGUAAAAUUUGACAGAAAAGUAUAUUUACUACACUGUAAAUACAUGUGACAAUAUAUUGUAUUAUUUUGCUUUUUUUUGUAAAGCAGUUAGUUGCUGUAUAUGUAUAACAUACAAAUUUGAUUAUUCUAGUGUUAGUAACUGUUAACUACUACUACUCCUUCCUGCUGUUACAUUACGUCAUUUAAAAAAAAAUGCUGUGUACUAUAAACUUACACUGUGUAUGAUAUCUUACUAUUUCCAUUUGGGCCUCAACUUUGAAAAUGUUUCCUUGAUCCACAAUCCUGUUCAUAUUGUAAGCAAGUGUGCGACAGCUGGCAAGAGCCCGCCUGAUUCAAAUGCAGUUGGUAACUGUAGGUAAAAAUGGUAGAAACCUGGUUUCAGAUAAUUGUUGUUCACCCCGUUUUCCCCUCAUGUAUGUACUUUACCUUUUUUUUUUUUUUGAAGUAAAAUGUAAAUUCAACCUGCUUCAAGUUGUUUGAAGGUCAUUCACUUGUGCUGCGGGACGAAGUUGGUGUAUUCUGAAAUCCUUUUUCUGUUUCUUGUGGCAGUGAGGUUUGGAUGGGUCCUUUGGGUCUGACCCAAGGGCCUCAGUGCAGCAGGCGCUGGAUCCAGCCCUAGUCCCAGACCUGAAAACCCACUUUCUCUGGGGAAAAUUAGAAUCCAGUUGAAAUCCAGUGUCUUGGAUUUGUCUUUCCAGAAUGGUGCUUCUCUGUGUGUGUGAUCUUGCACAGUUCUAAAUAAUGGCAAAACUGAUUGCCUGCGGGUAACUGAGGACAGAAUUUGGACAGAAUAAAGCCCAUGGUCAUGAAUUUCAUGUCACUUCAAUAAUAUUAUCAUAAUUGAAUAAUAAAUCAGAAUAUUUCUUUUUAAAAUGUAAAUUUAAUAUUUUAAUAAAACAGCUGCUUGGUCUUUAAAGAACAUUUCAGUAUAAUUUGUCUAUUUGAGCUUUUCUAGCUUAGAAGCUUGAAGUUUCAACUGUCAGGCAACUUUUAUGACAAAUGGUUAAUCAAAUCUAUUUUUCUUUUAGGGGAAUAUAUUACUUUCCUAUUAAAAAUGUAUAAGUACUUAUAUUCUGGCUUUGUGAAUCGUAAAAGGAUGUAAAAACACAUUAAAGCGUGACUGCAUUG